CUUGAAAUUUUACAGAUGUUUUCAUUUUGAGACAUGAUGGCGGAGAAUAUUACAGACACCGAGUUACAGUUGGCUCUAGAGCUCAGCAAGAAGACUUACGAGGAAGAGGAACGGCGAAGGAAUGAAAGGAACGAUUUGAUACGCUUCGAAUCCCCUGAAAACCCUGUGCGAAGGGAACAGAUCAAUCAAAUUAAGCGGUUGUAUAGUCAGUCAAGUUUUGACGCGGAGCAAACUCUCAACUCAGGUCACUAUUUUGGCCAGCCUCAGUGUUCGAAUACUGAUCCUCGACGUCAGUCCCCACUUUUCUAUUCCAAUAAUGAUCAUACAAUACUAAAUGCUGUGCCCACAUCCUUGCCAACGCCUCCAGCUUUGCCUCCAAAGACUUACCAACGCAGGCCUCCGUUUCCUCCAUCUCCGGAUUUGAACUUGCUUUACGAUGUACCUCCACCUUUGCCACCAAGAACUCACCGACCUGAGCAGACUUCUUUACCGAUAGGCAGUACAGGAUCACUAUAUCCUGCAUUUUCUCAAGGCAGCGGUCAACCCACUUCUAGCACUGAUUCGCCAUUCAUGCCAACAAUUGAUCCAUCUGAAAGUAUUCCUUACGUAAACGCUGAACUAUAUGUACCUUACACAGUAUGCUCAAAUCGCCUUCAGAAUGGUGAUUUGAUAGAUCUUGGUUCUGUGGAAGAUGAUAAUUGCCCGGAGUUGACUCUAGAGCAGAUUCGUCGAGAGUUCGAUCCUCUUUAUCGUCCUCCUGAAAAGCGUUCACAAACCUUAUCAGCGGUGCAGGUACCUGGUAGCAGUGUUGAAGAAGUCGAAGUGCCUUCUGUCACUCGAACACAGUUGAAAAAAGAAGCAAAUAAUGAAGAAGAAAACAAGGAGAACAGUGUUCAGAAUUGGUUGUCUUUGGAUUGCAUUUCUUUGCAGGAUCAUGUGCCAUCCGUUCUUCAGCAGAUCGCCAUAGUCAAAGAAAAGGGUAUGAAGAACGGUACUUCAUCGUCGCUGUUUUUCAUGUCACCAAUCGCUGACUAUAUGACAACGUCAGCAAAAAGUGUGAAAAUUGUUGUCAGCAAGGAUUACACGUGGCCGCACUGCGAUCAAAGUGAGCUGGCUUUCACAUCUGCUACGGAAACUUCAGUAGAGUUGCUAAUUACACAACUACUCGCGGACUUAUUGAGUGACUCCGAACUAGUCAAUGGGGUCCCAGUUGAGAGAUAUGGCUUGAAGAUAUUCGGCUUGGACGAGUUCUUACCCAAAACGGCUGCUCUAGGUAAUAAUCUAUACGUUGGCAAUUGUAUACUGCAUGGAAAAGAUGUCAAGUUAGAAAUUGGACGCUUUGAGCCCUCCUUUGUUCGUCCCGUCAGCCCUUCGCCGCCAUGGGAGAAAAUGAAGGCUCAGUUCAAGUAUUCUUCUAUACUGGAUAAGGAAGACAUUGAAAACAUGAUCGUCCAUCUUAAAGCGGAAAUGACCGAGUACGAAAAUGCUUUUCAUUCAUCGUCUACGUUGAAAAUUUCUUCCACUUCUAAUAAAGUUCGGCAAUGUGUGAAGAUGCUGUGCAAGCUCAUAAAUUCCAUCGAACCUAUAAAUCUGCAUCAGUAUCUUCAGAACUAUCUGACGGCAGCGACCAACGAUCAAUUGCGGUGCGCUCGAAAUGACUUUAUUGCUUCAUUGCAUGGACUUAUCUCUGUGUACUGUAACUGUACACUUAGCUCUUAUAAACUGGCUCCGUUGAGGCCUGUGGUUAAACAGAAGAAAGAGAUAUUGCAUUGCAAAGAGAAACUCAAGGUGAUGGUGAACUCCGUGCAUAAUCUGGUGGAAAACUGGAUGAGGGAUUAUACGGAAUUCUUUGUCACCGUUAAUGUGUACUAUGGGACUCAACUUCUGGCUGGUCAUAACAAAUGUAUUUCAAAAACUGUCAAACACGAUGCCUUUUUCCCGUAUAUCCCUAUGAAUGUCUAUGUUUGCUUUGAAGAUGUACUGUGUACAUGCCCGAGGGAGACGAAAAUUAUGUUUAUUCUUUCCGGCUAUUCUGCCGUGCCCAAUGCGGGCGCGGAUGGAAGUUCUGAUAAUACACGUCGGCCAUUAGCAUUUGCAUCCUUGCCGCUUUUCGAUCAUGAGAUGUUGUUGCGUCAAGGACAGGUUUUCGUACCUUUGUCGGUGCUCAAAGAGCCUGUGCUGAAACCAUGGGGUCCAAAUCCUCUUAUUGCCAACGAAAAGGAUCCUAUUCUCAUCGUAACCUUACCUUCUUACGAAUAUCAGGUGGUGUUCCCCGAUGUCGCUAUUGAAUAUCAAAGUAUCAAACAAGAUCCAUCAUCGUUAGAUAGCGAAACACAGGAGUACUUGAUGAGCCUGGUUGAAGCUGGAGACCCGCAAACCUUAAAACCCGACGAGCUGGAGUUGCUGUGGCAAAAACGCUCCUAUCUUAUGCAUCUACCUGAAGCUUUACCUUUGGUGCUAUCAUCUGUUACUGAUUGGGGUUAUUACUUCCUCUCCAAUGUGUAUCAGAUUCUCGAGGAUUGGGCUCCUCUUUCACCAGUACAAGCUAUGCAAUUACUACUUCCUCAAUACCCGGAUAUGCGCAUAAGACAAAAGGCAAUUGAAUGGAUCCUCUGUGCGUCAUCAGAUUUUCUAUUCAAUGCUCUUCCGCAGCUCGUAGAGGCUCUUCGUUUCGAGAUUUUUGAAUCUUCUUCACUGGCCAUAGCUCUCCUGACUCUUUCGUAUAAAGAUAGAAGAUUUGCCUUUGAAAUAUACUGGCAGCUACAGCAACGCAUUGAUCACUGUAUGGAUCUUGCAUAUGCGCAACGUUGUACACUUCUGCAAAAGGAGUUGCUCGAGCGUCAUGAAACGGAUCAUCUGAGAGACGAAAUUGCAAGGCAACAUAAGUUACUCAAUGAGCUGGAUUGUAUUCAGAUGGAUCUUCGAAGGGAGGAGUCGGAACAAACAAGACUUUCGCUGCUUCGCUCUCGUCUUGGUGCGUUGGACGGGUCCCUGCUUCAACACAAUGCUCGACUUCCGUGCAUUCCGUCAUUUCGAUGUAGCGGUGUUGUAACACGUGAUUGCAAAAUUUUCAACUCAAACGCCAAGCCACUCAAGAUUGUUUUCCGCGGACUCAACUCCACUUACGCAAUCAUGCAUAAGACUGGUGAUGACAUGAGGCAAGACGCGUUGGUACUACAAAUGGUUGCAUUCAUGAAUGACAUAUGGCUGAGCGAACAUCUUGAUCUUAGAAUGAUAACUUUUCGCUGUAUGCCCGUCGGGUAUAGAAAAGGCAUGGCUGAGUUAGUUUCGGACUGUGCAACACUUUGUGAAAUACAGAAGGAAGUUGGGAUGACUGGUGUUUUCAGCAAAGAUGUGCUUCGAAACUGGCUAAUGAAACAUAACACAACUGAAUUUCUUUACAAACAAGCUUUGGAUAAUUUCACGCGGUCAUGUGCUGGUUGGUGUGUUGCAACCUACGUGUUGGGAAUUGGUGAUCGUCAUAAUGAUAACAUACUUGUGACUACCGCUGGCCAUGUUUUCCAUAUCGAUUUUGGGAAAUAUAUGGGUGACUGGCAGACAGCUGCUGGUUUCAGAAGGGACCGUGUGCCUUUUGUUUUCACCUAUGAGAUGUACUUCGUGAUCAAUGGUGGUAAUCAGCAGAGAGAAAGCUACCAGACGUUCAUAGAUUAUUGCUGCAAGGCGUUCAAUUAUCUGCGUCGAAACUACAGUAUUCUUACCAAUCUACUCAAGAUAAUGGCCUGUUCUGACAUCUCUGGCAUGAACAUAGAGUCCUUGAACUUUGUGGAGAAGAAUCUGAUGCUUGAGCUCAGCGAGACUGAUGCAGUGAUACAGUUCACGCAGUUGAUAAACCAUUCACUGAAAUCGGCUUUCCCGCGAAUCAACUUCUUCUUCCAUACUUUGGCUCAGGUGAUGAGUUCCAGUGCAGCUAACAGCUCGAAAAACAAUGAAGCUGUCCUUAGUUUUGUGCCGCAACUUUACACGCAAAAUACGGAUGGAAAAAUUAAAAAUGUUCGUGUGAUAUCGUUUGAAAAACGAUUUCUUCCCAACAAAGUAUAUCUCUACAAAGUGGAAGUGGUACGUGAAUCUGAGACAGUCCCAGCUUAUGUUUACAGGUCCUUCACCGAGUUCAACGAACUUUAUAUCAAACUAAGACGAAGGUUCCCUACUGUUGCAUUUCCUGCACUUAGCCCGGGUACGAAGAUGCGAUCUAAUGUUCGAGAAGUAGCACAAAGACGCAUGGUUGAUGUGGAGUCAUUCCUGCGGUACCUAUUCUCACUUAGUCCAGAAGUUUGUCAUUGUGAUUUGGUGUACACCUUCUUCCAUCUCAUACUUCGAGAUAGCGACAUCGAUUCGUAUGUUGAUAACGAAGAUGUGCACCCUGACAUUCAUCGCAAUCAGUGUGAGGUAUAUCUGAAAAUACAGUUUAAUGACAGUAAGUCGCAUUCGCAGCUGAGUAUAUUUGUAGGUCAUGUGAAGCAUCUAGCGCUAUUGAGUACUGGACAGGCUCCAGAUUCGUACAUGAAGGCUUACAUUCGUCCUGAUCCACAAAAUCUGACGAAACGAAAAACACAGAUAGUCAAAGCUAGUCAGAAUCCUACAUUCAAUAAAGAGCUUUAUUAUGAUAUAAUGGAUGGAGAACAUAUGCUUUCCACUCGUGUGUUGGAAGUAUCCGUAUGGAACUGUGGUGGCUUGAUGGAUAAUAACAAGAUGUACACACUUUACAUUCCUCUGCAAAAACUGAAAAAUCAGCCUGUAGAUCGCAAAGGAAAUCGAGUUCUUGAGGGGUGGUUUGCUUUCGAUAAAAGCAUGUGAUAGCUAUUGCCUAAGUCUGCUAAUCUUCUAUGUUCACUUGCAAUUUUUUGCUUUCAAACCGGUUCAGUAUUAUAUUUGUUGGCAUUCAAAGAUUGUAAAGACAGAUUCUUGUCUUGUAAUGGAACUACGAGUAAUUCCUUUUGUAUGUGAUAAUUUUCCUCUUGUACAAUAAGAUAAUUUAUACCACGC
This is a messenger RNA of Cylicocyclus nassatus, 5004 nucleotides long. Lineage: Eukaryota; Metazoa; Nematoda; Chromadorea; Rhabditida; Strongylidae. The record is from the annotation of a GenBank genome assembly.